GCCUCGAGCUGGCCACAACGGCGCAAACAUGCUCGCUGUCCGUAGAUUACCGCGGAUACGCGCUAGGCUUUCUGGCAUUCGCAGCUAUGCUUCUCUCGAGGCUGUCUCAACCCCCUCUGACUCGGUGAAUCUCCCUCCGCCCUCACCUCCUCAGGCGGAUGCACCUGAGCCGCAGGCACAGAAAGCAGCGGAAACUGGCGCACGGACCGCAGAGCAAGAAACAUCCCAGGGAAACGGAGAACAGACUCAACGACAAUGGCCGACGCGUAGGCCGCGCAUUUCGCUCGCAAAUCCUCGUGACUGGAAUAGGCCGAUCGCGAAGGGGGUCCUCCCUGCUUAUGACUUCGCGUCCGAGUAUAUUCGUGAGGACUCGAAGGCGUUGAAGAAGGAAUUGGCCGAGCUCAGGAAGGACUUAGCUGCCGCGGAGAGUUUGCCCGAAAGUGAUAGGGAUGUGCAGGUCAUCGAGGCACUCAAAGAGAAGGAGAAGAUUUUGAAGAUUCAAAGCGAAGUGAACCUACCCGAAGUGCGAUGGAGGGCGUUCAAUGGGCUAGGUAACAUGAAGAAGGCCGUUUAUAGGCAUCUCUUGGAACAGAGGUGGAGGGAAGAUGGUCCGCUCGAUUUGCUAAUGGAGCGCAUUCAUCAAAUGAGCGUCGUUCCGGACCUUCUGCCGUCGCUGCACCCAACGCUCGACCUCCGUGUGAACUUCCCGGAGCCGCCACCGAAGAGGGUUGACCUCCGCCGUCGCGUGAAGCACAAAUACAAGAAGGUCGAACCUGGUAUUUUUCUUCUGCCUCAGCAGACGUUAGAGCCGCCGAUGUUAUACACGUCCGUUUUCCACGUCGAGCGGAGGCUCUACACCAUGCUUAUGGUGGAUCUGGACAUCCCGGACGAGGAGAAUCAGACUUUUACGACCUUCCUUCACUGGAUGCAACCUAAUAUCUCCCUCUCCGCGACCUCCCCCUCGCCCAUCCCGCUCUCGAGUACGCACACGCCGUAUAUCCCACCGCACCCACAGCGCGGGACGCGCUACCACCGGUACGUUAUCCUCAUCCUGCCGCAGGCGGACCCGACGACGCCCAUCGACGUACCCGUUGCAAAUGACGCCGAGCGCAUGGGCUUCGACUUCCGCGCAUUUGCGGAAACAUUCGAGCUCGACGGCGCGACGGGCGGCGGUGCUCACAUGUGGCGAGAGGUCUGGGACGAGACUGUCUCCAAGAUCUACCAGGAUGUUCUUAAAACGGAGGAGCCGAGAUAUGGGCAGCCCCCGAAGCCAGAUCGGUAUGCUCAUCUCAAGGAAGAGAAGCGCUACUCCUAAGUGGUUGUCGUUACCGGCGUGGCUUAAGAAGGUGUCAUGUAUACUGUGUACAUUCAAGUCAGUCACCGACAAUUGCGUGGGUUCAAUGUUUAAUUCUUUGCAAGCGGCCGACCCGAGCGCACGGUACGCCGACAG
This is a messenger RNA of Laetiporus sulphureus 93-53, 1450 nucleotides long. RefSeq names its product PEBP-like protein. The record is from RefSeq and is a predicted model, not a curated record. The coding region runs from base 29 to 1315 and encodes 428 amino acids. Lineage: Eukaryota; Fungi; Basidiomycota; Agaricomycetes; Polyporales; Laetiporaceae. The transcript has 7 exons.